Molecule: messenger RNA, 4977 nt
Organism: Klebsormidium nitens
Lineage: Eukaryota; Viridiplantae; Streptophyta; Klebsormidiophyceae; Klebsormidiales; Klebsormidiaceae
Source: the annotation of a GenBank genome assembly
GAAAUUGAUUGUUGACAUUGCAUGUGCAUAGACAAGUUGGAAAUGGCGGUCAGCUCCUGAUGUUGGCGCUCAGCCGGCUCUUUUCCUAUUGAGGAGAAAGGUGUAGGUUGACAUUCUAGACAAGGGGUCUUGGCCACGAUGGACUCGUUCCGUAGCUUCUGGGGCAGCCCGGGUCGUGCGCCUCCUCCAGGAGAAGUGGGAAGCCCUCCUACUGCAAGGCUGAGAGAGGCGUCCGAUGACGAGCUGAGUGAUGCGGAUGAGAGCAGAAGCAGGUCCGUGGGCCCCAUUUCAAUAAGGGCGCCUCCAACAGAAGGCGGAGUCGGUUUGACCGUUGGCUCUCCAAGCAGCACAAUUGGCUCAGACAGGAGCUUUGAGGAUGCCUUAGAGCGCGAGGCGAACAGCUCCCAGGUCAGCUAUGGAAGCGCAGGCCCAUUGACACCAGUAGGCUCGUACACUGCGCCGUCGCUUGGCGCGUCGGAGACGGGGUUCUCCAGCAGCCAGUAUGGGUUCCUGGUUGAGGGGGCCAUGCACAGGCUCAAUCAGCUUGCAGACAAGGCCGAGGGGGACACAAGCCUCUUGCAGGACUGUGAUGAGGAUGAGUUCCAGCAACGCAUUGCAAAAAUUGCUGAGGAGAACGGAGUCACUGUAGAUUCGCCCAGCAUCAGCAGUCUUGUGGAGACCCUGUUGCCUGUCGUUCAGGAGAUCAGCAGGCAAACCACUCCCGCCACAACUCCUGGGCAUGCCGCACCAGCAGCCCCGUCUGCAGAGGGUGCAACAAGUGCUGCUCCGGAGCCGAACCUGGAUUCCCCUCUGUUCCGUCUGAGCGUGCGCAAUGCUGAGCAAGAGAAGGACUCGGCGAAUGUUGCGAUGGCUCCAAGUGCGGCGGGAUUGCGGGUCGUUACCGAGGAUUUGAAACCUGUGGUUUUGUCAGCAUCCUCUGUCAAGGAGGUGACUAUUCCGGGAGCUGAGGUGACCAUCCCCCCACGGGCAGUGGUCAGCGAAGUGGAGGUGCCGCCUGAAGAAGAGGUUGCGGAGGUGCAGCCUGAGGAAGAGGUUGCGGAGGUACAGCCUGAAGAAGAGGUUGCGGAGGUGCAGCCUGAAGAAGAGGUUGCGGAGUUGCAGCCUGAAGAAGAGGUUGCGGAGUUGCAGCCUGAAGAAGAGGUUGCGGAGGUGCAUCCUGAAGAAGAGGUUGCAGAGGUGCAGCCUGAAGAAGAGGACUCCGGUGACUAUGUUGAGGUUGAAAACGAGGAGCUGCAGGCCGAUGCACAGGCGGGUAAUGAAAGCAAGGCGCCACAGGCCCAGGAGAAGCAAGAAGAUGUCGAUGAGGCUGAGGUGAAGAGCUCUGCGGAAGGGCACUCUUUUACUGCAAAGGAGACUCAGGAGAGCGUGCCUGAAGAAGAGGACAUCAAGGUGGCGGUGGUCGAGGCUCCUGCUCCGGCCGCCCUGGAAGAGGAGUCGGCGCAGGUCCAGGCGCCGAUUGCUAGGGUAGAGGAAGAGGAGGUCGAGAAGAGGAUUCUGCAGGAGCAGCAGCAGCAAGCGUCAGAGGCUUCGGCCCAGCCACCGAGGGCGCCGGUUUCUGCACAGGAAGAGGGGCCAGAGGAGGAGGAGUUCCACGAGGGAGAAGAGGGGGAAGAGGGGGAAUAUGAGGAGUACGAGGAAGAUGGCGAAGAGUAUGAAGAAGCCGCGGAAGACGAAGACAUCGACGGCGCCUUUGAGGAGCUGGCCGCCUCAGGCCAGCUCUCCCCCGAGAUCCUGCGCGCAAUUCAGCAGGCGCAGCAGCAGGCCGCCGCUGCGGCCCAGGCUUCCCAGUCCAAUCAGAGCCAGGCGCCGGCAGGGUUAGGUUCCAGGGCCGCCGGUUUGGGGUCUGGCGCAGGGUUAGGGCCGCGAGCAGGCAUGGGAGGGGGUGGAUCAGGCUCAGGACCGGCAGGGUUAGGGUCUAAUGCGGCGGGGUUAAGGUCUGGGUCGGGGUCUGGUGCCGGGGCUGGGUCUGGGUCAGGCUCUGGUGCCGCAGGGUUAGGGUCCGGAGCUGGGUUAGGGCCGGCACUGCCACCGCGGCCGGCUGCGGGGGCGGCGCGCCCUGCGCAGCCAAGAGGAGCGGAGGCGGUUCCGGCGCCGGAAGAAGAGGAGGACUUGAGUGAGGAGCAAAAGGACAUCAAGGCAAAAGCGCGGGCCCUAAGGCUGAAGCUGCUCAGGCUGGCGCUCAGAGUGGGGCACACGCACCGCACUGGGAUUGUUGCACAGGUCUUGUACCGGAUCGAGCUGGCCGAGCAGCGGCAGCUAGGACGUGGAAUGCUCAACCGUACCGGCAUGAACUUUGACAGGAUUGCUACGGUGGCGCAAGAGCAGGAAGCAAAGGAGGGCUCCGAUACCCCCCUGGACCUGCACAUCAAGCUGCUCUUCCUUGGGAAGACGGGCGUCGGAAAGAGCGCCACGAUCAACAACAUCUUCCAGCAGCCGCUCCAGUCGGCCAACGCCUUCGAGUCCGAGACCAAGGACAUCCGGAUCCUGGACGUCAACAUGCUUGGCGUCAAGGUUACGAUCAUAGACACGCCGGGGCUCGGCUUAGGAGACGGUGCGGAGGAGGCCAACGAGAAGAAGAUGGACAAGAUCGAGCGCAUCUGCGAGAAGAUGAAGCCCGACGUGGUGUUCUACGUGGACCGCCUCGACAACCAGGGCCGCGAGUUCCAGGACAUUAGCGUCAUCAACUCAAUCACCAAGGCGCUCGGCGAGGAGAUCUGGUUCAACGCAAUCGUGGUGUUCACGCAUGCGGCUGUCGCGCCGCCCGACGGCAGCAACGGGCAGCCCAUCACCUACGACACGUACACCUCGCAGCGCGCGCACGGCGUCCAGUCUAGCAUCCGCACCGCCGUCGACGACGAGCGCCUCAUGAACCCCGUGUGCCUGGUUGAGAACCACCCCAACUGCCGGACCAACCGGGCCGGCGACAAAAUCCUGCCAAACGGAGUGGUGUGGCGGCCCCAGCUGUUGCUCUUGGCGUUUGCGUCCAAGAUCCUGAACCAGGCCAACGAGGUUAUGAAGCUUCAAGACGAGGCUCGGCAGGCGCAGCAGGAGGACGAGAAGUAUGGCAACAUGAUGCCGCUGCUGACGGGGCUUAUGGCGGAGGCGCGGGAGCUCAAGACGCCCAAGGUGUGGGUGUCGCAGGCGGAAAAGGAGGCCCAGGCGCAGCACGAGGCGCUGCGCAAGCGCAUCAUCGACCUGGAGAGGGAGGUGUACCAGCUCGAAACGUCGCUCGCCAAGGAGAAAGAGAACGAUGACGUCCUCGACUUCGAGAACAAGCUCGCGCCCGUUAUGGCCCAGCGUGCCCAAAAGGAGAGCUACCUCAUCAGCCUCAAGACCACCCUCGACCUAGAGAAAACGCGCCUCGACAAGAACCCCUUCGGAGAGGCGGCCAUGAAGCGGAUCCGGGCGGAAGCGGAAGAGGAACGGCGGAUAAUGGCGGAACGGAGGCGCAAGGUCAAGUACGCGUCUCGAGGGGGCGGCGGCCGGCGGAGUCAGCGGAAGCUGGGGGGCGGAAUGGGGCGCGGGAACGUGUUCUGGGACGAGGACGAGGGCAUUGUGCAAGACGCGUUCGAGCCCGAGGCCGACACCAACUUCGGCAUCUGGGGGGAGGACCAGAGUGCGCCAUAUGACCGGGCGGGUCUCGAACCGGGCCCCCUGGAGUGGGGCUUCCAGGAAAUACCGCCCCUUUUGGAUGACCGCCUGUUGGUCGAGCUGGGGGGAAAGAUCCAAAAGGAGCCCAAGCUGCUGCACGCCAACGCGGAGAUCAAGUACACAUACCACGUGUCCCCUGUUGUGAACUUCCGAGGUGACGUCGACAUCGAUUGGCUCAACCAGGAGGGCGCCACUUUCACCUUCACCGCUGACACGUCCAAGACCGACAUGGAUAAGCCUCCGGUUGCGGGCGUUGCCGUGUUCAUGGCUAAGAAAAAGGGCGCGGCGGGUCUGAAGCUCGCCAAGAUCUUCACGCUGCGGAAGCUGCGCAACAAGGACGCGCCGUCGGCCCAGCGGGAGCUGCGGCUGAGCACCGUGGCGGGCAUCGUGCGCAGCUUCGAGGGCGAGGUCGCCCGCGGCCUCAACGUCGGGAUGUCGACCAUCGACGUGCGCACCUUUGAGAAAGGGAGGCACAAGAUCUCGUUCAACGCGUCCGACUUCCGUGGCGACUUCGGCUUCGGCGUCGCGGCUGAGAGCGAGGGGUACAACGUCGCUGGCAUCAUGUUGGGCGUUAACGCAACCAUGGAUAGCAGCGGCCAAGGAAAGAUUGCGCUGGCGUUCCACAGCGAGAAGAAAAUCUGGCCUGCCGCGAUCAUGCUUAUCACGGGACUGAAGGUGCUGUUGCAGCGGUGGGCUCAACCGGGGCCGAUGGAGAUGGGCGAAUUUUAGGGGGUCGGAUUUGGAGCGACGGGUAUCAUUCGGGAGAAUUAUCUCGUGCUGUAGUGGUCUUUGCGGAUGGGAGGAGGGCGUAGAAAGAGGCUACGAGGACGGAUAAGUGACCGCAUAUUCUGGGUUAGGAUCGGCUGUUUCAUGGGAGUUGCGAUCAUUGGAGAAGGUGACUUCGGGUAACGUUCCUAAAGCGGCGAACAAGUAGGGCUCCUGAACUCACCAUGGCAUAGUUGAGGACAGAUCGUCGACGCCCAUUUUGUGGUCGGCUGAUUUUGCAUUUGUGAUGUGAGUCGUCGGUCGAAGCUUAUGAUCCCAGGUCAACAGACACGUACACUCAUUCGUUAUGAACAUAAUGCACUUCUUCGUUGACACCAUGUUCGUUGGAAAUGAGCGCGGGCGGCCGCAGGAUGGAGAGGUUGUGAAAAGCAUGAACGGACGUGAUAAGCCCAACUUGCAAGCUGCAACAGUGCCGCCCCAGAUAAGCAAGCAGCGCUGGUGCGCAGGUCUGGUUUCAAACACGAUCACAAGCUGGCACGCGCGCAUCAAUAGUAUGAAAGGCGCGAUGUCCGAUCCCCG